Molecule: messenger RNA, 1488 nt
Organism: Parastagonospora nodorum SN15
Lineage: Eukaryota; Fungi; Ascomycota; Dothideomycetes; Pleosporales; Phaeosphaeriaceae
Exons: 4
Coding region: 1-1488 (495 amino acids)
Cellular component (GO): extracellular region
Source: RefSeq, a predicted model, not a curated record
AUGAAGUUCUCCCUCGCAGCCCUGGCUUUGCCUCUUGCGGCUAAUGCUGCGUCCUUCUCCAAGUCGGAGUAUGCGUCCGGCGCGGUGCAUCAGAAGUUGAUGAAGCUCAAGACUGAGCAGUGGGAUCAUGAUGCAGCCGAGGGCAAGCAGGAUUCCAGGCAGUGGGCUUCGUGGCAUGCGAAGCCUGGCCCUAAGAAGGACCGCGUUGAGUGCAAGGAUGGUGUUGCGGUUGUUCAGGCUGGAAACAGCUCGGAGACUUUCCGAUGCAACAACAUGGACUUGUACGACUUCAUGAACCACGCUGAUAUGGGUGGUCCUGAGGGUCGUGGCUCCUCGAGCUGGGGCUGGACUGCUAAGAACGGUCGAGAGUUCGGUAUCGUCGGCCAGUUCAGCGGUGCUGCGUUCGUUGAAGUUCUCAAGAACGGUAAACUCCAAUACUUGGGACGUCUCCCAGCACAGAGCGAGGGUUCAAGGUGGCGCGAGAUCCGUGUGCUCAAUGACUAUGUCAUCAUCGGCAGUGAAGCCGUUGGCCACAACGUUCAGAUCUUCGACAUGAAGAAGCUCCUCGAUGUUGACCCCAAGAGCCCGGUCACCUUCGACCCCAAGAAGGACCUUGUUGGUCUCUGGGACCAGCUCCCCAUCGGACGUACUCACAACGUCGUUAUCGACUGGGACAACGAGUAUAUCCUCGCCGUCGGCGCCCAGCCACGCAACCAAACCUGCGCCGCAGGUCUCCAGUACAUCGACCUUGCGGACCCCACCAAGCCCACCUCCCCCGGCUGUGCCAGCCAAGACGGCUACGUCCACGACGCACAAUGCGUAACCUACAACGGCCCGGACCGCCGUUUCCGCGGCCGCAACAUCUGCAUCGGCUACAACGAAGACACAAUGACCGUCUACGACUCAACCAAGAAAGACGGCAACCCGGCCUCCGAAGUCCUCUCCCGCCUCUCCUACCCCGGCGCCACCUACUGCCACCAGGGCUGGUGGACCGAGCGCAACUGGCACCAAUACGUCCUCCUCAACGACGAGCUCGACGAGCAAGAAGGCAACGGCCCCGCUGCAUCGGGUUACCCCGUCACCCACAUCGUCGACCUGACUGACCUGCGCGCGCCCAAGUACACGGGUAACUUCAACGCCACGGAUUCGAAGGGAAUUGACCAUAAUCUGUAUAUCGUUGAUGGCUUGGCAUACCAAUCCAACUACGGCGCGGGUAUCUGGGUGCACGAUGUUCGUUCUAUUGCCAAGGACCCCUCCGGCGCGAAGGUUACCGUUGAAGGCUUCUUUGACAUUUACCCCGAGGACGAUGCGGUUGGUGGUGUUGUACAGUUUGUCGGCACGUGGAGUCACUUCUUGUUCCCAUCGGGCUUCAUCCUGGUGAACACGAUUGAGCGCGGUGCGUUUACUGUUAAGUUGGCGAAGGGACGGGGAGCGGGCAAGGGGCCGGGCUUUGGAGGGAAGAGUAAGGGCGGGCCGGUUAGGCCGUAG